AUGGGACCGUACAUUAUCGCCAACAUGUUCAUUCUUCUCGGUCCUACGCUCUUCGCCGCAUCGAUCUACAUGACCCUGGGUCGAGUCAUUCGUCGAGUUCACGGAGAACACCUUUCUGUCAUUCGAAUCUCACGCCUAACGAAAACGUUUGUCUGGGGCGAUGUGUUGUCCUUCAUUGUACAGGGAAAUUCCUCAUCUCUCUCGGUUCUGGGAUACCCCCAGUGGGCCAAAGUUUGCGUCAUUGCUGGUUUGGCAAUUCAACUCAUCUCAUUCUCCCUUUUCUGGGUAACGGCCAUCAUUUUCGCAAAGCGUCUUCGUCGGACGCCCACACCCGAGUGCCUCAAGCCUAGUAUUCCAUGGCAACAAUCAUUGCAUAUGCUAUAUGCUGUCAGUGCUCUCAUUUUGGUCCGUUCUGUUUUCCGGAUCGUUGAAUAUGUCAUGGACAAUGAUGGUUAUCUUCUUAUGCAUGAGUGGACAAUGUAUGUUUUUGACAGCGUGCCGAUGGCUGCUGUUAUGGUUAUAUUCUUCAUCUGGUAUCCUAACCAGAUGAGCCUUGAUGCCUCCGAGAGAAGCAUACCGCUUGCACACAGCUAUUCCGAAGUUUGA
Penicillium concentricum is the source of this 606-nucleotide messenger RNA. RefSeq names its product RTA1 domain-containing protein. Lineage: Eukaryota; Fungi; Ascomycota; Eurotiomycetes; Eurotiales; Aspergillaceae. Bases 1 to 606 code for a protein of 201 amino acids. The transcript has a single exon. Gene Ontology annotation, cellular component: membrane. The record is from RefSeq and is a predicted model, not a curated record.